CUCAAGAAGCUAAAAAUUCUCGACUGUAACUAGGCCGUAGUUCUAUAAUUACCCAGCUAAACAAAAGGUAGAAGAGCAUUCAAACACGGAACCAGAGACUAAUGAAGUCUGCGCACAAGUCUUCCUAACAAUGUCCCACCACAUUCUGUGAAAUCCAUUGUUACACAAACCAGUCAAGCAUGAAAGUCUUCUCCGUCCUUCCGGCGGCUAAACAUCAGUCUCCCUGAGAAGUUUCCUCCAUCUUCCCAGGAAGUUUACAACGAAAGACCCAUCAUGGGGGGACUCCAAGCAGCCAGCAUAUAUGUGUACAUUUGGCACAAGUGAGCCACAGGAAUCCCAUGGCUGGGAAUCACCCGAACGAGACCUCGCCUUACUGGAGCUUCUCAUCAUCAAUGGAGUCCGCCAUGGAUACGUUUGAGUGCUCCGAUUUCCUCGAGUUAGAUGACUGGUGUGAGGUAGAGCCCCUCUCUCAGAUGAUCACCGACCAUCCUCACCCGAGUCUCCUUCAAGCGAUGAACGAGGGUUCUCCUUCUGAGGGGGGAGUUAGCACCUCCCAGGACGGGCCUAGGAAUGGUAAGAAAGAUGAACUCAUCCACCACUCUCGAGUAGAAGUUCAACCUGAUAGGAGUAGCCAAAGUUCGGACUUAACUGCAUGUCCAUGUAAAAUGUUGGGACUCGCUCGUAAUAUAAAAUGGUGACUCGUUCGAAUGUACCAAUCUAUGAGUGUGAGGUUAACGGGAUGGGGGACCAAUGAAAUUAAGAGGCUUUGAUAUUAAAACUUAUGAUUGCGUCAUGAAAAUCCAUAAGAGUAGUCCAAGGUCUUACAAAAAAUUGUGUCCUCAUAUUCAUAUUAUAGGAGAAACUCUUUAUGUUCAUCCAACUUUUUCUCUCUCUGCAUCUUGGUUUUAGAUGGUGGAAACAACAUGGGAGGCAUAGAAAAGUUUGUAUUCAAAACAAAGUCAGAUGUUGAAGUACUUGAUGAUGGCUACAAGUGGAGGAAAUAUGGCAAGAAGAUGGUGAGGAGCAGUCCCAAUCCAAGGAAUUACUACAAGUGCUCUGCAAUUGGAUGUCAUGUGAAGAAGAGAAUUGAAAGGGCGAAAGAAGAUAAACGUUAUGUCAUAACAACCUACGAGGGUACCCAUAACCAUGAAGGUCACCCGUCUUCAUCACAACCACGGAGAAACUCGCUGAUGCCACGUUCCCAUCCACAGUGAUAAAAAUCACAUUAAAAAUUGCCAUUCUUUUCCCUCUAAAUAAAACUUUCCGCAGUUUUUGGCAUUGUUGUAAUGAAACUGGAUGGGAACUCGGCAUUAUUCGGAGAGAAAAUGAUCACUAGUCAGUAAGGUCAAACCAGAAACAACCUAUAGCAUAUAGUACCUAACCAAAAGUUCUUUACUACUAAAGUCAGUUGAUAUAGAUGACUGCUAUUAGUUGAUGAGAUUUGUAUUGGACACUAAGACCUUCCAGUCAUCAACAUUGAUUCAAGAAAUAUCAGAACAUAGAAAAUCAUACUACGUACAAGUUUGGGCUAAACAAUCAUGGAAGUUCAAUGAAGGCGUCCAAAAAUAAUUGACAGUUGAUUUCCAUGCCGUCAGAAAGAGACCUACAGCACUCUAACAAUCCUCCUGGAUAUCUGCCAGACUGCCACUUUACUUUAUUGGGUGUUACUCUUCUGGUGUGGUGCCUAUGCGAUUGUUGUUGUUGUCGUCAUUAUUAUUAUAUUGGUUUAUUGUUUAUUAAUUUUUUUACAGAUAAUGAUAUUGGUUUAUUGUAAUUAAUAUUAGUAUUAUUAUUUUAUUAUUAUUAGUUUCCUAUAUGUAUGAGAAUUAUAAUUUUGUUACCAUUCCUAAUAGAAAUAUUGUAAUAUGUUAAGGGUUACUCUAAUAAUGGGCUGCCAAGACUUUUCGGACUAGUAUAAAUAGAGGUGCUUCAUCU
This is a messenger RNA of Cuscuta epithymum, 1935 nucleotides long. The record is from the annotation of a GenBank genome assembly. NCBI's taxonomy places the organism in Eukaryota, Viridiplantae, Streptophyta, Magnoliopsida, Solanales, Convolvulaceae.